CCAAUGGCAGCAAGCACUGGCUGGAUUUGGCAGCUCCUGAGCCUGCAGUAUAAAAGCAAGUAGAGGUAGCUUGCUGCUUCAUUCCGAGCUCAGACAGCUGCUUAGAGAAAGAAAAGGAAGGGAGGCAGUCAAGCAGGCAGAGAGAUCCCUUUCAGUGUGUGUUUUCUGUACCCUGGAAGUCGGGCUCUCUCCUAGUAUGAAAGCUUUCAGUCCUGUGAGAUCCGUCAGGAAAAACAGCCUCUCUGAACACACCCUGGGAAUAUCCCGGAGCAAAACCCCCGUGGAUGAUCCUAUGAGUUUGCUAUACAACAUGAAUGACUGCUACUCCAAACUGAAAGAGCUAGUGCCCAGCAUCCCUCAGAACAAGAAAGUGAGCAAGAUGGAAAUCCUGCAGCACGUUAUUGACUACAUCCUGGACCUGCAAAUUGCUUUAGACUCACACCCCAGUAUUGUCAGCCUCCAUCACCAGAGACCAGGACCAAAUCCUUCCUCCAGAACUCCUCUGACCACCUUAAACACAGACAUCAGCAUCUUGUCAUUACAGGCAUCUGAAUUCCCUUCAGAAUUAAUGUCAAAUGACAGCAAAGCACUUUGUGGCUAAAUUCAAUGGUGUUUGCUGACUUUUUUUCCCCACAAGAAAAUGUCUACGGGA
Terrapene triunguis (Three-toed box turtle) is the source of this 652-nucleotide messenger RNA. It is a transcript of the gene ID2, whose product is annotated as inhibitor of DNA binding 2. NCBI's taxonomy places the organism in Eukaryota, Metazoa, Chordata, Testudines, Emydidae. Gene Ontology annotation, biological process: cell differentiation; circadian regulation of gene expression; negative regulation of transcription by RNA polymerase II. The coding region runs from base 197 to 601 and encodes 134 amino acids. The record is from RefSeq and is a predicted model, not a curated record. The transcript has 3 exons. Gene Ontology annotation, cellular component: cytoplasm; nucleus. Gene Ontology annotation, molecular function: transcription regulator activity; protein dimerization activity.